AUGGUCAAGUCCUACAUCCCCGUUGUGCUUUCGCUCGCUGCCUCUGCCGCUGCCGCCUACGCUUCUCACGUGCGCUAUAGCUCGCAACCGAUGGGGCGAUCGUCCUCCUCCUCCUCUUCGUUGAAGAUGCUCACGGCUCACCAGCGCAACAUUGACGAAAUCAACCGCCUCGACGGCUACGACGUCAUCAUCGUCUGCACGUCGACGCCGCACCAGGCGCAGUAUUGGCAGGACCGCCUGAUGGCUACACGUGGCUCCAUUUCCCCAAAGGACGCCAAGGUCAUUGCCGUCUUUGAGGACUGGACCGGCGGCGCGGGCAACGGCCUCGGGACGCUCUACGCCUACACGAAAGCGGUGGCCGUCGGGAAGGAGCUGUACGGUAUUGACAUCCCAGCGCUGCUCGCUGCGGGUCGCAUCAGUGUCGCGCUGUACCACACUGCGGGCAAAGGCACACGUCUCGCGCCGCUCCCUGGCAGCGAGAACAACAACAAGUCGGGCGUGAAGCUCCCGGCAAUGGUGAAGGUCAAGAACCAGCACGUGCCGAUGACGAUCCUCGAGGCGGUGGUGAAGCAGACGGGAGUGUACGCGUGCAGCCGUCGAGGACGUUUGUCUGUGUUUUGGGGGGACCAAGUGUUCAUUCCGUCGGCUGAGGUCAAGUACGAGGCCAAGCACCACAUUGAUAUCCUUGCUGCACUUGCGCCAAUGCCCUCGGCGGAGGAGUGGAAGGACAAGGGUCUUGAGAAGUACGGGUUGAUUGCCGUGAACCAGCAGGACAAUGCCGCCCAAGUGGACAAAGUGACGCACGAGACCGCAAUCCGGCUGCUCUCUUCGUUCGGUGAGAUGAAGUCGGUAGGCACUAGUCUGGGAUCUUUUAGCGUGGACGCCGCCAUGCUUGGUGCAUUGCUGAGCGAGUUCUCGAAGGAGCUCACAGCCAAAUCUGGCAAGCUGGACAGUGAUCCGCACUUUUGGAUGCCACUGACACUUGAGCUGGAGGCGUAUACGGAGGUGAUGGCACAGAAAGGAGUUGCUAAGACAGAGUCGAGUGCACACUACCAGCGUAUGCAGACGAUGCUGGCCAACUUUGAAAACACCCGGACGAAGGAGCUCGGACUGUUUGGCUGUGUCGAUGUGGGCAGUGAUGUGUACUGGUGGGACUAUGGCCAGUUGACGCUGUAUUUGAAGAACAACCGACUCGUGACCAAGCCUGGUGUUGAAGCGGACUGCCUGCGCUCGUUCUUGGGCAUCAGCAACCGAAUGGAGCAUAGCAGCGUUGGUGAGGAUGCAGUCAUCAGUGAGGCCACGGUGUUAAACAGCGAGAUCGAGUUUGGUGACAUCAAGCGCAGCGUGCUCAGUGGCGUGUAUGCGAAGGAGGUGAAUGUGACUGGCUCGAUCCUGAUCAAUGUAACCGCGCGCUCGAUCACGGCGCCCAACUGCGUAGUGUAUAACGUCACUUCGGACGAGGUCGACGGUCUUUGCCUUGAGGACGGCAGCGUCGUUGUUGGCGUGCUGCUCCCGGAUGGCAAGAAGGUUGUGAUGCGUUCCAACAUGAACGUGUGUGGUGGCCAAGCAUGGAAGACCGUGCUGGAGGAGAACCAACACUCUUUCGAGAAGAUCUAUGAACUAAACGCGGACGCGAACGUGUCGAAGCUCGAGAAGCUGAUCCAGGACGAACAUUUGAAGAUGCGCGCAGUGGUGAUGUCUUGA
This is a messenger RNA of Peronospora matthiolae, 1704 nucleotides long. The record is from the annotation of a GenBank genome assembly. NCBI's taxonomy places the organism in Eukaryota, Oomycota, Peronosporomycetes, Peronosporales, Peronosporaceae.